Molecule: messenger RNA, 1941 nt
Organism: Aureobasidium pullulans EXF-150
Lineage: Eukaryota; Fungi; Ascomycota; Dothideomycetes; Dothideales; Saccotheciaceae
Exons: 3
Coding region: 313-1770 (485 amino acids)
Source: RefSeq, a predicted model, not a curated record
CAUCAUCUUGCUAUUCUGCCGCCCAAUUGCAAGUCGAAGAAUAGCAAGCCAUUGCCAAUGCUACUUGUAGAUUUAUCAAUAUCCUGCCGUCCCCACCAUCAUUAGGAUGUCUCCUUUCUUCCUCCUGCUGCUGAGCUUGUUGGCAAAAUUCCCCUUUGCCUUUUCGAUUGAAUAUAUCUUCAACUAUCUCUGCACUGAUUACGUUGCUCAUCUUGUUGAGUUUGUGGAGGCUUACAUUCAUGUUGUGGAUGUUGUGAGAUAUCAACCACACAGAGAAAGUCUUCAGAGAGAACGUCCGACACCUCCGUGAAGAUGCCUGCCCUACCUGGAGAGACAUUGAUUCUCAACAUAUUUGCCGACGUGCACUACUACUUCAAUCAACCAACUUCGAAGCCCGUCCAUCAUCGAUUUGACAAGGGUUCGUAUUUGUACCUGUACUACAAUUCGACCCAGCGACGGACGAGACUCGAGGUAGCCAAUUCGGCUGGUACACCUGAUCAAGAUGCGUUCAAUGGCUACUUGGAUCAUGCCAUGCUGAUAAACACGUUCAAGCACCCGAAUCUGUUUACCAUUGCCGUGGAGGGAGCAAAGCAUGGUGGAGUCUCGCCUCGUCCGGCAGAUCAUUCACACUGGCAUCUCCCAGCCUUCGGUCUCACACACGAACACAAGUACCUGUACAAGAUACACACUCUGGAUCUAUACCUUUGGACAACCAACGAUGCCAUUAAGUUUCUGGACCUGAUGAAGCGUAUUCUACCUCAUCAGCAUCUUGAUAUCAUCGAAGCAGCACCUCCACCUGAGCAUGAGGGUAGCAUGAGUCCAGUGGUUCAGCAGUUGGAAAAUAUGGCCAUACACACUCCGCCCCAUGCCCGAGCGGCGAGUACUGUCUCCCACGUGUCAAACCAGAACCGACAUGACCGCACGCCCGAAGGCCAGAGAACGGUGUCUUCACAGACGGCUCUUACUUCAACACCCGCAUCAGCAGCUUCGUUGGCACCCUACAACCCAGCAGCUCCUUCCGCUCCCGAGCCAAUUUCUCAUCGUGAGAAGACGCCACCUCCGGUAGAUGCAGGUAAUGAAACCGGACUCUCUGCAGCAGCGACGCAUGAGCAGCCAGGUCAGUACACGACAGCAGGCGCUCAAUACCGCCAUCAAAUCUCGCCGCAGAGCACGUUCCCUGGUCCACCACAACGCGCUACGAGCAUAGGAUCCUUCCCGCCUCCGCCGCCACUUGCUGCACAUUUGCCUCAUCCAGGCCUACAGACUGCGCAUUCCUUCGCAGGGCCUCCAACAUCCUCACAGAGUCACACGCCUCAGCAGCAGUAUGGUCAAACCCAAUAUGCGUCUUACCCUCAGCAGCAGUCGGCGCACUACCCGCAGUCACCAGGUCUACACAUGCAAACCCCUCUGCAGUCGCCAGGGAUUCCCAACACACCUGGCCAACCACCUGCAUUCGGUAUGCAUACAUCGUUACAGUGUCCUGCGUUUGCGCCGCAGCAUACACCCCAGUCGCCAGGCUUACCUCCAACGCCUCACGGAGACUUCUCAAAUUACACGUAUGGCCCGCAGGCUCCACAAACAACCUCGGCAACCGAAGCCUACAGUGUACACACUCAAACGUACAGACCUACAGAGCAGGAAGUAGCGCAUGGAUAUGCGCUCAAAGUGCAGCAGCAAGCACGCACGAAGCUUGGAGGCUUCAAGGAGUGGCCGAAGAAGACAGAAAAAGGGGUCGGAAUUUUGUUGAGGAGAUUGGAUCAGAAGAUGUAAACAUGGCACCAUAAUGAGAGAGACGAGCAUAAUGACUGGGCUGAUAUUUGAGGUCGCACUUAGAAGUAAAACAGAAUGAGGAAAUAAAGUCUGGAAGCUGUACGUUACUGCAAGUGCCGAUGUCGCAAAGUUCAGCGGGAAUGACGUGCGGGAUGCCAGCCAGCCAAAAAG